AUGGUCGUAGCCACCAUCAAAUGUGUCGUCGUCGGUGACGGUGCCGUCGGCAAGACGUGCUUGCUCAUCAGCUACACCACCAACAAGUUCCCCUCGGAAUACGUCCCGACCGUCUUCGAUAACUAUGCCGUUACCGUCAUGAUUGGCGACGAGCCGUACACCCUGGGCCUCUUCGAUACCGCCGGACAGGAGGAUUACGAUCGUCUCCGACCGCUCUCAUACCCGCAGACUGACGUUUUCCUUGUCUGCUUUUCCGUGACGUCGCCCGCAUCUUUCGAAAACGUAAGGGAAAAGUGGUUCCCGGAAGUCCACCACCACUGCCCCGGCGUCCCCUGCCUUAUUGUCGGCACCCAGGUCGACUUGAGAGACGAUGCCUCGGUCCGCGACAAGCUCGCGAAGCAGAAAAUGCAGCCGGUGAGGAAGGAGGACGGUGAGCGCAUGGCCAAAGAGCUUGGCGCUGUCAAAUACGUCGAGUGUUCGGCGCUCACACAAUACAAGUUGAAGGACGUUUUCGACGAGGCAAUUGUUGCGGCUCUCGAGCCUCCGCAGACAAAGAAGCCGGGCAAGCGCUCGCAUUGCGUCGUACUGUGA
Messenger RNA from Aplosporella prunicola CBS 121167, 591 nucleotides. RefSeq lists its product as uncharacterized. The record is from RefSeq and is a predicted model, not a curated record. Gene Ontology annotation, biological process: small GTPase-mediated signal transduction. Gene Ontology annotation, molecular function: GTPase activity; GTP binding. The transcript has 4 exons. Bases 1 to 591 code for a protein of 196 amino acids. Lineage: Eukaryota; Fungi; Ascomycota; Dothideomycetes; Botryosphaeriales; Aplosporellaceae.